AUGGCAAUUGUGUACUGUGGUAGGGCGCGUAGGGUUUGUGGUAUUCAAGUCAUGUCGGGUGGUAGUGGGGGAAGCGUUAUAUUGUUCGGAAUUCAGAAAUGUAGCCAGGAAGGAAUAUAUGAGCUGUGGUAGUAUUUGACAUUCGUCCUCCCUUCGUGAUGAUCCCACGGUGUGGGGUCACAUGUGAGACUGAUAGUGUACUGACGGUACUGACCAUUUGUCUUACCGAGAAUUUGGCUAGAUAGCCUUUGUGUUUCAAAAGUGACGUUAUGGUUCUCGGGGACUAUAGUAGCCCCAACAGAGGGUGCAGUUUUCGCAAGGUUCAGCUGUAGUUCUGGCAAUGUUGCCAUCUGAUACAGAUAGUGAAAUUAGAGUAAACGGGCGCAGAAUCCGGUUCUUAGUUGAACUAGUGUAAGGGAGGAGUAUUUUAACUUCAUUAAAUGGUUCUAAUUGCACGUAACCUACAUCAACCGGUAUGUUAGGCAAUUUCGAAACACUAUUUAGACCAUCAAAAUCCUUACGAAUUUCGCGACAUAAAGCAAUUAAUUGUAGGAAACUACAAAAUUACGUGUACGCUUUCAUUUUAGCAAACAAAAAAAAUUGAAUUGUGGAAUUUCGAGAAGCGAAGAGAUAAUGAAGAUGCACUUUGCGUGGAAUGAAACAACCUGAUGUCUCAUUAUCUGCCAACGGGGCAUCGACCGCCUUAGCGCGUCGCUAGCUCGCCAGGGAGUGGUAGUUUGGUAGCCAACAGCACCAAUGUACUGCUCGGCCUUCCGUUGUAUGGUUGGUGAUUCGCCGACCAUUGGUGUACAAUUUGCCGACCAAUCAUUGGGAAAGUGCUGUCGAAAAUAUCCAAUUGUUUAUAGUCAAAGCUGAAUUAGGACCAACACUGUGGAUUCUGGCUUCAAGCCAAUUACGAUGGAGCAGCAGUUGGCUAGUGAUGGGCAGGUGACAGUGAUGCAGGCUGUCCCAGCUGGAGCGGGCGGACAGCAAGUUCAGGUGUUGCAAGUGAAUCAGGCUGGCCAGAUGCUACAUAGUGGCGGGCAGCAGAUAAUGCUGCAUGCAGUUCCACAGGGGGCACAGGCUAUACAAGUAGCAACGCAGAGUGGCCAAGCGCUUCAGCAGAUACAAGUGGUGCCUGUUUCAAGUCUGCAGAGCAGCAGUGCACAGCAGAUAGUGAUCCAACAGCCACAACAAGCACAGAUCAUCCAGACUUCGGAUGGACAGACGUUCAUCUACCAGCCCAUGCAACUAGAUGGUGUCCAGCAAGCACAGCCCACAGUUAUCAACUUAAAUGGAAAUUUAGUUCAGUUGGCUGGAACAAACCCCACAGCCGCCACAACUGCAGGCACACCCGCUGCCACCCCCCAGGCCGCAGUCACCAGCCCCAGUGCAACCAGUGUUGCAGCUGCAGUGCCCCAGGCGAUGGCUGUCAAUGGUGGAAACAUCGUCAUGAUGGUGCCCGGUACUGGUGGCGUUCCACAGUUCCAACGAAUUCCCCUUCCUGGAACUGAGUUCCUUGAGGAGGAGCCGUUGUAUGUAAAUGCAAAACAGUACAGGCGGAUCCUGAAGAGAAGACAGGCCCGUGCGAAACUGGAGGCAGAAGGAAGGAUACCAAAAGAAAGACCGAAAUACCUCCACGAGUCCCGCCAUCGCCACGCAAUGAACCGUAUCAGAGGAGAAGGAGGGAGAUUUCAUUCUGGAUCAGUUAAGAAACGAAAUUCUCUCCUUCACCACAACAGUCACAAUGUAAGAAGUGGACUAAAUAUUCCUGUUACAUCCACCAGCUCACAGGUUGAUACGGACAACAUUGGCUCAGCACUUGUUAUGGAGGGCGGAGGCACAGCGUUGCCAGACAUGAUGUCUGACCCUUUAUCUGUGGUGGCUUCAGAAAGCCAGUAGGACGAACAAGAAAUGUAUGAGUGUGAAGAUACGUAAAAAUACUGCCAUGUCUGUAAGUGCACUGGUGAGGUGGAGCUAUGUAAUACAACAGUACACUCUACCUGAAGUGCUGUGCCUGUGUCGCUGUAUCACAAACUGAAGGAGGGCAUUACGCCAGACAGAUAUGAGUGUUUAAACCUGAGUGUAUAAAAGAAGCAAGCAGAAGUGUGUAUCUGAGAUAACUGGAGGAGACAUUUUGCGUUGUUCUACUGAUCUGUUUGUGAAGUUCCUUUUCUUAUUGCUUAUUAUAUUCUGCUGUAAAUAUUAGCACAGUUCUGCAUUAAUAUACAUAUAUUUAUGUAUAUUUUUUCUAGAUUCUUACUGUCGAAAGUACAAGAACAUUUCUAUGUAAUUGUCACCGUACACCUCUGUUUGACGCUGACUUUGAAUUUGAAUGUUGUCAGAAUUUUUUAAGACCCCUGACUCACUUGUCAAUGUAAAGGUUACAGUACUGCUGGGUAAAUUUUAUGUCGUUUGUUUGAAUAUUUGGUGUCAUAUUACAAUAAACCAGUUUUGAUACUGAGGUCAUACCAUUCAGUCCUGAGACCUGUACGGAACAUAUCCCGUCAGGUGUGGUCUGACAUAACCGUUAUGAUGCUACAUGAGGGUUGGAAAGAUAAUGUUGGUAGUGAGGGUAGUUUGUUGGCAUCCGAGAUGAAUUACAGUUUCUCAGUAUCAUCCGUGGCUUACAUUUGUGGCCGAUGAUGGAUGCUAUCACCAGAAUGAUUUCUUUUUGUGCCAACGAAGAAGUCACCUUGCUGCUUUGCUUAUGUUUUCUGUCCAGCAGAAGAACCUUACUGAUAGAGUGUCUUUAUGUUUGAGGCAAGAUCACAAUCAUAAGAAGGAUUUGGUGUUUUUCAAGAUUUUCCCGCUGCUGUUGUGCCAUUACAUCAUCGAUACUGAUGGUCACAUGUGUACAUACCUUGCAGCAUGUGAAAGCACACAGUGAGGUGACAGUGCAUGGCUGCAGUAUCCGCUGUACACGUGCAGCAUUGACUGAAUAAGCCCAUCACACCUGUUCGGGAUGAUCUUGCUUAUCCCCAUCCCUGUGCUGACCAUCAGAAAUGCAACUUUCAUCAUGUAACCAUCCCAUAUGCUUUUGUUCCUUGCAGCCAACCAUCCUCUGCGUAUGUUCUGGUGGAGCCCGGAUUUGUAUCGAGGAAUCUUGAACCAACUGCAUAAACAUAUUUUCGGACGGCUAGUUGUUGUGACAGCCUGACUUAACUGUACGACUUUCACGUGCAUCACAUUGCGUGUUGUUCUUGUUGCAAUUUUCUUCAUCCCUUAUGCAACCACUUUCCCCUAGUCUUGUAUGAUAAUGUUUAAUUUUUCAUAGAUGUGCUGUUGGAACAUAAAGAAACCAAUAUAUAUUUUGAUUUUGAAAGAAGACGGAGGCUUUAAAAUUUGUGACUGAAUUCGUGAAGAAGAAGGCUAAAAUUUCAGGUUAUUGAGAUCAUUAUCGGCAGAAUAUUGCACAAUGGAAUAAGAGUGAUUCUGCAUAUAUUGUACUUAAGAGUGAUGUUAAAUUUACAGACAUUUAUUUAAAAAAAAAACAUUUUGAGCUUAACAGGAUGUUCACAGAUGAUAAUUAAAUGAUUUUUAGUUUAAAAUAUUGUUUGCUCCACACAAAUAACCUGUAACAUUGACAGAUGUAAUGUAGCAAUAAAAGUACAAAGCUGUAAUAGUAGUCAGUCUUCUUACUGGUGUGAAAACAGUUUCAAUUUUGGCUGUCGUGGUGGUGGUGUUGAUGGUGGUGGUGUUUCAGUACAGUGCUUAAAGUGGGGCAGGAUGCUCUUGUCACAAUAACAACUGCUCACUUAUCUGUACCAGAGUUUCUAAACAUUGUCCUGCUAAUCGCCCACAAAUUGACUUCGUUCCACUUUCUUUUCAUUUCCACUUCAAGCACUGUUCAGACGUUUAAAUAUCUUCUAUUCAAGUAAACAGGUACUUGUUUUAUAUUUGAAUUUUAUUAGUGUUGGUAUGCCUCGUACAUUUGUAUGUUAUGUUGUCCUGCCUUUGACAGAAAUAAGCUGAUUUCUAAAAUGUUUGUAUAAUGUAAUUAAAGUACAUAAAUCAUUUU
Cryptotermes secundus is the source of this 4021-nucleotide messenger RNA. RefSeq names its product nuclear transcription factor Y subunit alpha (gene Nf-YA). The record is from RefSeq and is a predicted model, not a curated record. Gene Ontology annotation, molecular function: RNA polymerase II cis-regulatory region sequence-specific DNA binding; DNA-binding transcription factor activity, RNA polymerase II-specific. The transcript has 10 exons. Lineage: Eukaryota; Metazoa; Arthropoda; Insecta; Blattodea; Kalotermitidae. Bases 919 to 1902 code for a protein of 327 amino acids. Gene Ontology annotation, cellular component: CCAAT-binding factor complex. Gene Ontology annotation, biological process: regulation of transcription by RNA polymerase II.